AUGGCAUACUUUCUGGUCUAUCUCCUAGUGCUCAUAUUAGUGCCCACAAUAAGUGCAGACCCAGAUGCUUUGCAGGAUUUCUGUGUGGCUGAUACCAACUCCUCUACAAUUUUUAUGAAUGGGCUGCCUUGUAUUAAUCCCAGUAAGGCUUCUGUAAAGCACUUUACCACAUCUGCUCUGAGCAAGCCGGGAGAUACAUCAACCAAUGUGUUCAAUGCGAGUGUGAUUAUUGCAACAGCUCAAAUCCUUCCUGGUAUAAACACAUUGGGUAUAACAAUUGCUCGUGUAGAUCUGGCUGUAAAAGGAGAAGUUCCUCCACAUUUUCAUGCUAGAGCCACUGAAAUAAUCUUCGUCCUGGAAGGAAAUCUCAUCGUUGGCUUCGUGGACACCACCUACAAGCUUUUCUCUACAGAGAUUAAAACAGGAGAUGUCUUUGUGUUCCCCAAGGGCCUCGUACACUUUGUUUACAACAUGGGAAACACAAGUGCCGUUAUGAUACAAGCUUUUAAUGGUCAAGAUUUCGGUACCACUCUCAUCCCUAUUGCUGUUUUUCACUCUAGCCCGGGUAUUCCAGACCAAGUCUUGUCCAAGGCAUUUCAGAUUUCUGCUGCUGAGGUGGAUACAAUAAGAAAGAACCUCGGUGGGAAAUGA
Messenger RNA from Cryptomeria japonica (Japanese cedar), 651 nucleotides. RefSeq names its product germin-like protein subfamily 1 member 1. Gene Ontology annotation, cellular component: cell wall. Gene Ontology annotation, molecular function: manganese ion binding. The transcript has a single exon. Lineage: Eukaryota; Viridiplantae; Streptophyta; Pinopsida; Cupressales; Cupressaceae. The record is from RefSeq and is a predicted model, not a curated record. Bases 1 to 651 code for a protein of 216 amino acids.